UUCUAUUAGAUCGUCACUGAACUACAAAUUUAAGUCCUCUACGAAACAGUGAGAAUGUGAACUUCAUCUUGAGCUACUAGUGGAACAUGAACAUGCAUGCUCACUAACAAUGUCUGACAGGAAGAUGUGUAUUUGGUAAACAGUUGUCUGCUGAAGUUUUUUGGGGGUUCAGUGUGUUGUGUAAAAAGAGGUGUUCGGUCGUUGUGCUUGGUGGGGUCUGCAUUGUGCUUUAAACCGCCAAUAAUGGUGGCUGUGAUGUGGUCCAACAGUAGGCUGCCAUCAGUGUCAUCGAAAGCUGCAGUUCAACUCCUUCUGAUGAGCUUAUCGGUUUGCCACUUGAUUGGAUUAGCUGCCAGUAAAGAUAUGGACGAUGAUUAUUCGACAACUCCCAUCAAAUAUCGGCUCACAACACCAUGGAUACGACAUAUGACCCGACCUCAUGGGUAUUUACCCAAGCAAACAACCCCAGUUAUGGGAGGAAGAUCCACCUUGAAGCCUUUCUAUCCGGAGACCACAUCCUCAAUAGAUAUCACAACUGGCGACACCACCACACUGCUGCGACACACCACGAGUCAUUUACACACUGGGUCUUCGUUAACCGCUGAACCUAUCCAUCCAACCACACCUAGUCUGGUAACUGCGAUACCACCAGUAGUCCACGCCACCAGCAGCCUACCUCAGUUAACCACUACCUCUCCUCACCCAGAGCAGUCGACACCAGCUCCUCAAACUCAAAGACGAUCGACCAGGGCACAGACUGCCCAAUCAGAUACCCUGCCUCAUUUUACAGAGGAGCAUCACCCUACUACCCGACACAUUCGUCACCCUACUACCCGACACAUUCGCCCUAACCCUACUGAGGUUAGACCCACUGAUGAGCACCCUCAUCACACUGGGAAACCCUCUCCCACUGAAGAACCAGUAAAAUCGCAAAAACCAACACCACACCCUCCCACCACAACCCAAUCCCAACCCACCAUAACCCAAGCCCUACCCAUAACAACCCAAUCCCAACCCAUGACAACCCAAUCCCAACCCAUGACAACCCAAUCCCAACCCAUCGCAACCCAAUCCCAACCCAUCACAACCCAAUCCCAACCCAUCACAACCCAAUCCCAACCCAUCACAACCCAAUCCCAACCCAUCCCAACCCAAUCCCAACCCAUCGCAACCCAAUCCCAACCCAUCACAACCCAAUCCCAACCCAUUACAACCCAAUCCCAAGCCAUCACAACCCAAUCCCAACCCGUCACAACCCAAUCCCAACCCAUCACAACCCAAGCUAAGCCCAUCACAACUGGAAACCCCCCAGCGUCAUCUCAUCCAGCAACCAAAUUAAUUCCUGUACCGUCUGAAAAUCCAAAGACUCCAAGAUUGACAGCAGUUCCAGCCACACAGGUACCCAACACCCAUAGUCCUCAACAGGACACAGCUGUUCAACUAAUUCUUCAAAUAUCCUGGACUGAACUUUGUCCCGACGUGGCCAAGCUUCGCUCCUCCAUCUCAAAGUUUGCCGGUGUGGUUUUAAAUCGUUCCAGCCCGCCCGAUGUGGAGCUCCUGAAUGACACUCUUCAUUGUCCGUUAAAGAAACGUCUUAAAAUUAAAGGAAACCCUUUGACAGUGGUACAGGUGGAUUUUUGUAUCGUGUCUAAAGGAAGAUGUGAUUCUCCACUUACUGAGAGUGUGGGUCUUAGCAUGCAGGGAGACAUUACUCAACUACAGACCUAUCUAGAACCAAAGGUGUUAUCAGUACAUGUUUACAAAUCGACCCAAACAACUGCCCACCCCAAUAAAAACGACAAACCACAAGUUGGCGUAGCAACAGGUUUGAGUAUAACAACACUACUUGCUGUCGUGAUUGGUACAGUUCUUGCUUACAGGAUCUAUAGAUCUCGUCUGGCCAAGCGACGCGCCAUUCAUAACCGGUACUACUUUGACGGCAAAGUACUACAUGACACGUUGAAUGAGUCUCAUCAGUUGAGUCCUCUUCAUACCAUCUCUAUUAUGCCUGCCACUAUCCAUCAGCUCAUGCCCGCCGUUAAUGAAGGCCUGGUCAUGGAUGAUGAGGAGAUAGGAGCUUCUGAGAUGUAUCCAUCCCAUGUGUUGAGUAUGCACGCCUUGUCUCAGUUCUAUAGCUACGUUGAGGCUAUUGUAGAGGAAUACGAGACACUAGUCGACUUUCAGAACAGUGCCUUGAACAAAUCUCAAAGUUCUCCCAAGCAUUUCUUGAGCCUUCCUGGUCAUGGACACAGCCAGGCCCAUGGUCAUGGCGGCAACUCAGGCAGUCUGUUUCACCCUCCACCCAAGACGAGAAUCACUCUGGAGAAAGUCUCCCCUAGCAACCAGAAUGGAUUCCUUAAUGCAAACUUAGUCAAGGGGUAUGGUAAAGGUGGCUAUCGUUACAUUGCCACUGCAGCUCCAUGGGGUACCAGUCUAGCUGAUUUCUGGGAGAUGGUAUGGGAGCAGCAGUCUAGAACCCUGAUCUGUCUCUGUUCACCUGAGGAGAUGGGAGUGGUGUGUCCGUGGUACUGGCCGAGGGAGGAAGGCAUCCAAGCAGCUCAGCUCUACGGUGACAUCUUGGUGAUGAGACAAGGAUGUAUCUUGACUGAGAACUACUGUAUGUCAACACUCCUUGUUAAGAAUAUCCAGAAGAAUCUGUGUCGUCCAAUCACCCACUUUUGGUUUACACAAUGGCCGACUUCUGAUGUUCCAGCUAGCAGCGCAGUUAUGAUAUCAUUCUUACUACAAGUUAGACAAACUGUACAAGAAUCCUACGGUCCUAUCGUAGCCCAUUGUAGUGACGGCUGUGGUAGGACUGGUACCCUACUCGCCAUGGACAGUGGUAUGCGUAGCUUAGAGGACCUGUGUACCGUGGAUGUACCAUCUAUUGUUUGUAGCAUCCGACAUGACAGAGGGGCCGCAGUGCUACUGAGAGAACAUUAUGCUUUCAUUUAUAAGGUGUUGUACGAGUAUUCCGUCAUGCUCACUCGCGGUUUGACUGCUAACAUUGAUGCAGACAUCAGCUUGUGUUAGAGGUUGCGUUCGUUGAGUGCUAAGCUUCCCAGUCACCGUUUAGCUACAGUGCUAAGCUACACAGUCACCGUACAGUAAGUUGGACUGCUAAUUAUGGUUGAUUUAAUCGAACAGUAACUGAUAACAGUACAACCUAGCCAUUCUAAUCUCCCUUCACACUGGGCACAUGAAAACUUGGUUGACCUAUUCACACAUGAUUAUUUAACCCUGGUAAAUACCUGGGAAACUCUACCCCUGCUUUGUCGUAUGGUUGACCCUUCAGAGACUAGUUAGUUGACCUUACUAACUAAGUUAGUUGUUAUUUCACCCAACUAUGGUCAGAUUAAAGGCAGUGGACAUUAUUGGUAAUUGUCAAAGACUAGCUUUCACAGUUGGUAUAUCUCAACAU
Messenger RNA from Asterias rubens (European starfish), 3421 nucleotides. RefSeq lists its product as uncharacterized. Lineage: Eukaryota; Metazoa; Echinodermata; Asteroidea; Forcipulatida; Asteriidae. Gene Ontology annotation, molecular function: protein tyrosine phosphatase activity. Gene Ontology annotation, biological process: protein dephosphorylation. The record is from RefSeq and is a predicted model, not a curated record. Bases 244 to 3033 code for a protein of 929 amino acids. The transcript is spliced from 11 exons.